Molecule: messenger RNA, 2742 nt
Organism: Anthostomella pinea
Lineage: Eukaryota; Fungi; Ascomycota; Sordariomycetes; Xylariales; Xylariaceae
Source: the annotation of a GenBank genome assembly
AUGUCGUUGCGUGUACCAGUGCAGUCGAUGGACGCAAGGGUCAGGAGGGACGAGGAUUCCACACUCAUAAGUGCUACGGCACAGAGGAAUGUCCGCCCGAACCAACACGAUGGCUCGAUAACACCCGUUGACGUCGACACGAAUCCACCUGCGCUCGUUGAGACACCACCCUCACCAGCUUCUCAGCGUCGCCAUGUGGCUAUCCCCGAUCCUGUUGCUUUCAAAUACCUCGAAGAAGACAGAAGUGUCACCGUCGUCGAACGAAAGGAACAGCUUCAGGGCUACGAAUUAUACCUGGUCGAACAAUGGGCAUGCUCUCGCCAAUCCCCAACGCUCGUGAUUGCCACAUAUACUGGAGACGAGAACCACUCUGUGGCAGUCGGAGUGCUGUCUGUUCCCGCAGAUGGGAAGGCCUGGUCACCGCGAUUGCGCAUAUACUUCAAGGCCAUUCAGCAAUACCAUGCCCGACCCAAGGGUACGCCCUUGGGGGAGCUGAUGGUGACGAACCUCAGCAGUUUCCCCUCUGCCUUGACCGUCAUCCCGGUUCCCGACGGGGAUAUAAGGAAGCACAGGCGCAUAUUCAUCGUCAAUGAGGACUUGAAGAGGCUUGGCUGUUCCGGCCGGUCAGGCAUGACCUUGUCCGAGCCCACCGGAGCUGCCAAGGCGAAGUUCUACCAGCUUUACAAGAUAGACGACAAGGUGCCAUUCACCGAUGCUGUCGUCGAACUCGUCAAACUCUGUCAAGUGGCCCUGUCCCUAUUUGGCAAUCUCGACCAGGUGUAUAUCGACGGUCUUUUAUGUGACGUUACCGAGACCGCUGUGGGAGACUGGUGGACGGAGUUCGGGGCCGAGUAUUACAACGUCGAGCCGACUGAUGGUAUUCUGGGACCGACUACUGUGGUGGCAUUACUGGGCCUACUGAUGGGGGCAAGGAAUAGGCUUAGCUAUUUCGGGGCCCCCGUGCUAAAGGAUGUCUUCGACAUUGACGCCACCGAAAGAGGUAUUUCCUAUUUCCAGAAAUACCACAAGCUUGACAGAACCAAACGCCUGGAUCUCAAGACAAUGCGCAAACUACAUACAGCGACUGCCAAAGCAGCCGCUGGAGAAGGCUGGGGCGUGCAGAAGGCCGUCAAGUCAACAGUCUCGGAAAUCGGCGGCAAGCGAGGCGAUAUUGUGCUGGGAAUGGUGGGUGGCCGCGACAAGGGUGGCAUUGGUGACAUUGAGACUAUCGACUUGGACAGAUUUAUCAGUCUGGCUUCAGGGGAACGUGCGAAGUGGCUUUGGUACGGCAAGCCUAAACGUGCAGCCGCCGCUUCCGACCAGGAGCGCUCGCUACCCGACAUGGGAGUCCUUUUCGGCAAAGAAGACCUCGGUGCGCAGGCGAAACGAACAAACUCCACGGCCGUAGAAGACGAACCUGAAGUCGUUCGGAGAGAUGAACCGCCUACAGUCUACUCUGGCCCUGCUCCUGGCUCUGCGGUUAGUGUAGCAGAAGGCCCCGGGGACAGAGAUGCGAUGCGGCGAGGUGUUUUCAAGAGUGUUGCACGAGACGCUCGCUCAGGACUUGGUCGGAUAAAGGAUGCAAUGACCAGCGGGAGCGGCCUGCGGGGGCACGCCAGCCGGCCGUCCAGGGACGAAUCCUCAGAUACCGCUUUCUCCGGUCAGCUAUCUUCUGUCCCAUCUAAUUACUCGGCCGGGGUACUGCCGAGCCCAAGUCCUGGUCCUGGUCCGGUCCCAGGACAGCUCAAUAGGGCGUUCACGUGGAAAAACAAACCAGAAGAAUACCUAAAUUCCCUAAGGGACAAGAGCGUCGAGUCAGCCACGCCUUCGGUCACGGCAUCGGCUCCAGAUGAAGCACUCUCGGCUCAAAGUCUGUCGACACCCCGUGCUAACGGCACUGUACAAAAGCCCAACAACGGAGACCGAAAACGGAUAUCUCAGAAUCUGGAUGUCUUGAAAGAAGCUGACGUGGGCGAAUCGCCUGCUGGUAGUACGGUAGGUGAGAGUGACGUGCAACAGCGCGUUCUGGGCGUGGAGCAGCGUAUCAACUCAGCCUUUUUGGGCUUGUACCGGCGACAUAGCAUAUCAGGAAUUCGCCCGGCCGGGCGUGCUGCUCCGAGCGAAGCUCGAUGGCCACGAAGGUUGUCGUUCGGCGAUGCGGAGGAGGCUAUACUUCGCUGGGUAGAAAUAAUGGAUAUGGCCGACUCGGACGACUCGGACAAUGAGGCCAUGUUCCAAAAGCAGGCACUCUUUGCCGAGACUGCCAAAAUCCUGUACAUGGGUAUAGCUAACAUGAAGGAACGCAUCGAGCCAUGGGUCGACGAGAACAUCAAGUCCAUCGAAGACAUGGAUGAUAAUUAUGCACGGCAGCAGGACGAAUUGCAGACUCUCUAUCACCAUUGCAGGGAUGUCUACCAGCGUAUGAAGCAGGACUCGCAGGAUACGGUCGGCGAAGAGAGAGUACAGAUCACCGAGGCGCUUAAGGAAGUCGAGGUAUUAGCAGCCAAGCUGGAGUACGAGAUCAACGUCCUGGUAUCGCGGGUACAGGAUGUUGAGGACGGCGUGGUGCAGUUCGAAGUGCAGGUGGACGACGUCGAGAGACGAGCUGACGACUUGAAGGCACACCUGGAGAAGGAGAGCUGGCUGCACUGGGCUGUCAGGACGUUGACGGGCAUUGGCACGGGUCCUAACAUAACCAGGCCACGGCAACACGAACAUGACAGUGAGGACAAGUCAGAAUAG